AUGAAGCUCUUCCACAGAUUCCGAAAGAUUCUCAUGAGGCUCAUUGAUCUCACUGUCCCUACCUCCUCCCGCCGGAAGAAGAACUCCGGCAACGGAGAGGGGUUUGAGCCGCCGAAGAUCUCGUGCAGUAGUUCAUACUACUCGUCUCACGUACACUACAGUGAAGCUAUCGCAGAUUGCAUUGAGUUCUUCAACAAGUCUUCGGCUAUAUCUUGUGAUGAGGAUCAUGAAGCUCGUCAUGUAGACGACCACGGUCGUGUUUGUUUCUACGUUUAA
This is a messenger RNA of Eutrema salsugineum, 276 nucleotides long. RefSeq lists its product as uncharacterized. The record is from RefSeq and is a predicted model, not a curated record. The coding region runs from base 1 to 276 and encodes 91 amino acids. Lineage: Eukaryota; Viridiplantae; Streptophyta; Magnoliopsida; Brassicales; Brassicaceae. The transcript has a single exon.